GUAGUUAGUUAGCAACCAGCAACAUUUAUAGCCUGAUAGCACCAACCGUGAGAUUUAUGUUGUGAUUAAAGGACGCUAACAAAAACAAAAUGUCAGAGCAAACGAUAACAGUGACAGUUGCAUACGGAUCUACUAAGCACAGCAUCACAUUAACUGGUCAGGAUGAAGGCAAGGGCCCCAUUGUCAAGGACCUCUCAGAUGCUCUCACCAAAGCUACUGGAGUUCCUCAAACCUCACAGAAACUUAUUUUUAAAGGAAAAUCGCUGAAAGACGUGGAGGAGAGUCUGUCCAGCUAUGGAAUAAAAGAAGGCUGCAAGCUCAUGCUGAUUGGGAAACGGAACAGUCCUGAAGAAGAGGCUGAGCUGAAGAAACUGAAAGACAUUGAGAAAUCUGUGGAACAGACGGCUAAAAAGCUGGAGAAAGUUGACGGGGAGUUGACUGGCCUCAAGAAUGGCUUCCUGGCCAAAGACCUGCAGGCAGAGGCGUUGGGUAAACUAGACCACAGAGUAAAAAUAGCAGCGGAACAGUUCAUGAAGAUCCUGGAGCAGAUUGAUGCCAUGAGUCUCCCAGACAAUUUUAAUGACUGCAAAAUGAAGAAAAAGGGACUUAUAAAGACUGUGCAGGACUUCCUGGCCCAGUGUGACAAGAUCGAGGCUUGUAUAUCAGACCACCUAUCAAAGAUCCAGUCUAAAAAUCUUGCCCUGGCAGAGUAGAGUCACAAAGUUGCCCAUAACGUGUGCUAUACAUUGCUCUGUGAGCAACUGCAAAGUGUACAGAAAGUAUCAAGUGUGGAUGCGAUCCUCGUCUAUUUAUUGUUGGGAUGAUGUGUAUGAGAGAUCCCUCAUCACAGAGAAUCCUGUGAACAGAAGGAGGCUGGUUAUUGGUGCUGAUGCUGGGUACAUCUGGAAUACAUCCUCUGGGUUAAAGAGAUAUGAAAGUGCUCAAGACAUUGUAACCAUAGUCACUCUGUGAAAGGAUCACAGGUGCUUUGAUUUGUUGCAAAUUAUGUCUAACUCUCUCAAAGCAUCCUAAAAUAGUGCUGAAUAGAACUGCAGAGUUCAAAUUUCAGAAUAUCAAUGACAAUGUCCUAAAACUGUUACUACAAUUCCCUGGUUAAUCACCCAGUAUUGCACAAACUGCACAAUGAAAUAGAAAACACGUUUCUUCUCAUUGUGACUGGUUCCAUGCAGCAGUUUGUACAGGCAUGGCCAAAAGUAUGACGACAUUAUAAGCAUUAAUCUGCUAACACUUCACACUCCUGGGGAGGAUUUUCCACUGGAUUUUGGAACUUGACUGCAGGGAUUUGCUCUUAAUUCGGCUCCCAGAUCAGCGAGGUCAGGCACUGAUGCUGGAAAUAAGAACGUUUCAGUUCACCCCAAAGAUGUUGGUUGAGGUCAUCACCAAACUGGGGGGAAAAAAAAUAUUUUUGCAUGGACCCAUAUCUGCACAGAGGCAUGUUUAUGCUUUAACAGGAAAAGGGCAAUCUUCAACUAUUGUCUAAUAUACCGUUGUAAUAAUUAGAACUAAGGGGCCAACCCAAAACUAGAAACAUUUGUUGAUUGAAAUCAACACAAUUGGCAACUAUUUUGAUAAUCAUUUAAUGGUUAGUCAGAGUUAAGCAAUUGCAAAACAAAGGAUUAAAUAAAUGAAUCAUGAAAACAGCUACCCUUGCUCACCAUUAUAAAUAGAAAAAGUACACAAUGAUGUCCACAAACCUUUGGCCAUAUGUUGUGUAUUAAUUCUACAUGGAGCCAGCCAGCACCUUUUGUUUAAUCCAGUGACUGAUGCAGUGUACCACGCAUCUUUGAAGUUAGUUGUCAAAUGUGGAAUUGUUUUUGCUUUCAACCAUCACAUCUAUUUUCCCGUUUUAAAAUAAAGCCUCUGAAAAAAAUGAA
Cyclopterus lumpus (lumpfish) is the source of this 1895-nucleotide messenger RNA. RefSeq names its product BCL2 associated athanogene 1 (gene bag1). Gene Ontology annotation, molecular function: protein-folding chaperone binding; adenyl-nucleotide exchange factor activity. NCBI's taxonomy places the organism in Eukaryota, Metazoa, Chordata, Actinopteri, Perciformes, Cyclopteridae. The record is from RefSeq and is a predicted model, not a curated record. The transcript has 7 exons. Bases 90 to 713 code for a protein of 207 amino acids. Gene Ontology annotation, cellular component: cytosol; membrane; cytoplasm. Gene Ontology annotation, biological process: protein stabilization.